This is a messenger RNA of Pogoniulus pusillus (Red-fronted tinkerbird), 1980 nucleotides long. RefSeq names its product potassium voltage-gated channel subfamily C member 1-like. Lineage: Eukaryota; Metazoa; Chordata; Aves; Piciformes; Lybiidae. The record is from RefSeq and is a predicted model, not a curated record. Gene Ontology annotation, cellular component: neuronal cell body membrane; voltage-gated potassium channel complex; dendrite membrane. The transcript is spliced from 3 exons. Bases 142 to 1437 code for a protein of 431 amino acids. Gene Ontology annotation, molecular function: delayed rectifier potassium channel activity; protein binding. Gene Ontology annotation, biological process: protein homooligomerization; potassium ion transmembrane transport.
CCAUCUGACAUCCUGUUUUCACUGAAUUUUGUCUCUGGUCUUCCCAGUCUCUUCUCCUUUCUUCUGCUUGCAGAGUUUGCUGCAAUAACACCAAGAUAAACAAGAGCCUAUGAGGACUUGCACUUCCCCCCUCCCUCACAAAUGGAAUGCUCCAAGGAAAAAAUCAUCCUGAAUAUUGGGGGAGUCAGAUAUGAGACUUACAGCAGCACCCUCCAGACCUUCCCAGGGACCAAGCUGUGCAGCCUAACAGAUCCUCGUGCCCCGAGCAUCUAUGACUAUGAUCCCACCACCAAAGAGUUCUUCUUCGACAGGAGCGCUGAGAUCUUCAGCUACGUGUUGAACUAUUACAGGACCAAACAUUUCCACUGCCCCAUUGAUACCUGCAGAUCAGUCUUGAAAGAAGAGCUGGCUUUCUGGGAAAUAAGUGAGGCACAGCUAGCACCCUGCUGCUGGCUGAAGCUGAAUAACAAAGUGGUGCAGACAGAGGAGCUUAACAUCUGGGAUGAAAACGAGCAGAAUGACCACCAGUGCCUCAUAGUCCAGACAGAAAGAAGAGAUCUCAGCUGGCGAACCAGGUGGCAGCCAAAGAUUUGGUCUAUGUUUGAGAAACCCUUUUCCUCAAUCAGUGCUAAGUGUUUGGCUUUUGUUUCUCUGCUGUUCAUCGUGGGAAUUGUCAUCAUAUUCUGUGAGGAGACCAAGGCACAGUUUGAGUUCUUUACUGCUAACUUCACCUCUGUUGGCUCUUCUGAGGUCUCCCACAACGACCAUGAACCUUAUUACCACCAGGCUGCCUACUUGCUUCACUUGGAGCUUUUCUGUGUCCUCUGGUUUACUUUUGAGUUCUCUGUGCGGUUUUGCUGUUGCCCAGACAAGAAACUGUUCUUUCAAAAUCCCCUAAACGUGGUUGACUUCCUCUCCCUCUUCCCAGUUUAUAUUGAACUCUUUGUGGCUGGGCAGAUUCAGAGGAUGCCAAGCCUGGGGCUUUGGCUGGGCUUUGUUCGCAUUAUCUAUCUCCUCAAGCUCCUGAAGAUAUCCAAGCUGAUAGAAACACCUCUGAUCCUCAAGGUUCUGUGCUACACCCUCAAGUCUAUCCUCAGAGAGAUCUGCAUCCUGUUGAUGAUUUUGGCCUUUGAAACUCUCUUCUUUGGCUCUCUCUUUUUCUAUGGGGAGUUGCUAGGUAGCCACCCUUCCUACACAGGGGAGCUGCACUUUGCUGACAUUCUUGUUUGCUUCUGGUGGGCUUUGAUCACACUCACUACAGUGGGCUAUGGAGAUAUUAUCCCUCUCACCCCAUUUGGCCAAGUGACAGCAGCCUUAGCUGCAAUAUUUGGCAUGUUAACAGUCAUCAUCCCAAUCCCCAUUUUCCUGGUGAAGUUUAAAAGCUAUUAUGACAUUGCUAUCUUCAAGCAGAAGCUGGAAAGAAACAAGAAACAUUAGCACUUCAGAACCUCUCUUCCCCUUUGCCUUUAGCAAUAAACCUUCAGUGAGGUUUAUUCCCUUUGAUGGGAAGGGAGUGCAGGUAGUUCUCACUGCAUUUUGCUUGCUGCCUUAGCCUAUUUCAAGCCAUUGGUGAGGUGAGAGGCCUCAGGCAGUGCUUGACAUACACAACAGUUCAGACCAGUUGAAGUCCAUGGAUCUUUCCCACAUGCUCUUUUUGCAUGCCACAGGUCUCUCUCUCACCCAGCUGUUCAGAGACAGGAUGUGAUGCUGCAUUUCAACCUCAAUAUGCAGCUCAUAGCUCAGCUCCAUGACUGAGGACCACAGCAUAUUCCCUCAGCUGGCAUGCAACCCAGGAUGCCAGCUAUGCCCUCCAUUGCCUGACAGCCCAUAACCACAUUUUGCAUGCUGGGAAAGAAGAUUUAUUCACAUUCCUGCUCUGACAGAGAGGAGGGAGUGUGGAUACAGGGUUUGAGUGUGGGGUUUGAGUGUGGGCAUGGGGUUUGAGUGUGGAUAAGAUGUUUGAGUGUGGAGGUUUGAAUG